GUACUGUACGGACUAUGAUUUUAUACGGUAUCAGAGACCUCAGGGUCCUUUUCUUCUCUUUUCUAACGGCGUCAAUGGCAGCUUCCUCAUCUUCUUCUUCCUAUUCCUACUCUAGUCGCAACUCCAAAUCACUUCCGGCCGAUUAAUCUCUCAACUCCAGUUGCACCUCCAUUUACUCAAACUCAUCAUCUUCGUCCGCCUGAUUUCAUCAACACCAGCCCACAACAAAAUCAAUUUCCUUUGUCCAAUCAAUAUCCAUACCAGUACCACUAUCCAUAUCUCCCAUUUUACCCACAAACUUUCUUCCCUUCAGCCCCAUCACAACCGCACCAAAAUUCCUUUCCUAAUCCCCCGAUUUCAUCACAACUGCACCAAAAUACCAGUACAAAUCCAGCGCCCGAUAUUUUCCACUCCCAACCCAAUCCCUCAUGUUCAUCCUCAGCCAGCCCCGAUGCAGUUUCCGCCUCCGACACCAAAUUUCUUAGCCCAGCCUCCAAAUCCGUUUUCGGCAAAUCCCUUUCCCACUCUGCCACAACCUCUAAAUGUUAAACUUAAUGACAACAAUUUUCUUCUCUGGAAAAACCAGCUACUCAAUGCUGUUAUUGCCAAUGGCCUUCGGGGAUAUCUUGAUGGAACGAUAAUGCCUCCGCCACAAUUUUUGGAUCACCAUCAGCUUCAACCAAAUCCUGCCUAUUAUGCUUGGGAAAGGUACAAUCGCCUUUUAAUGUGUUGGAUUUAUUCUUCUCUAUCUGAAGAGAAAAUGGGUGAAGUUGUAUCUCUUGAAACAACGCAUGACAUUUGGUCUUCUCUAACUAGAGUUUAUGAUUCUAAGACCACAGCUAGAAUUAUGGGCUUAAAAACAGAGUUACAAAAUCUGAGGAAAGAUGGAUCAUCUGUUAGUCAAUAUCUAGCUAAGAUUAAAGAGAUUGCUGAUAAAUUUGCUGCUGUUGGUGAACCUCUUUCCUAUCGUGAUCAUUUAGCUCAUGUCCUAGAUGGUCUAGGGAGUGAAUACAAUGCCUUUGUUACAUCUAUUCAUAAUAGGGCUGAUUCCCCUUCUUUAGAAGAUGUUCGCAGUCUUCUUUUAGCCUAUGAAGCACGUUUGGACAAACAGAACACGGUCGACCAGCUUAAUAUUGCUCAGGCCAACCUUGUCAAUCUUUCCCUUCAACACAACAGUAAGCGCCCUCCUCCAAAGUUCUCAUUCCCCAACCAUUACAAACACUCUUUUCCUAAUUCCCCUAUUUCCGCUGCUCAAUCUCAAAGCAUACUCGGUAAGCCACAAAGUGUUCACAAAUGGCCUCCCAAGCCCUCUAGUUCCAAAAUACAAUGUCAAAUUUGUGGUAAACUUGGUCAUUCUGCUGCUGUGUGUUAUCAUAGAACCAAUAUUGCUUAUCACAAUGCUUCCCCUCAAGCUCUUUAUCAUCAUGUUCAACCUUCACCCACCCAUCCAUCUUCUGGGCAUGAAUUUCAACACCCUGAUGAAAGCUGGUUUAUGGAUUCCGGUGCCACUCACCAUAUGACUCCGGACUCCUCCAUUCUUUGCAAUCCAACCCCUUAUAGUGGUGGUGAACAAGUCACAGUUGGAAAUGGAUCUUCGGUCCAAGAUGGUUCUUCUUCAGGGAUCGCUUGAGGAUGGAUUAUAUCGUCUCUCUCCUGGUAUACAACGCUCUGUUUCCUCUCCACGUUCCUCACCCACUGCUGUUUUUUUGUCAUCUGUUCAUUCUGCCCCAACUUGGCAUGUGAGGUUAGGUCACCCUGCUGCUUCCACUCUCAAGCAAAUUUUGUCUCUUUGUCAUAUUUCUCCUUCCAAGGAUCAUGUUCCUGAUUUUUGUAAUUCAUGUCAGUUAGCUAAGAGUCAUCGUUUACCUUUUAACUUGUCCACUACAAAAACUACUGAACCCUUUCAAUUGGUUCAUUCUGAUGUAUGGGGACCUUCCCCUCAAAUUUCUGUUAAUGGAGCUCGGUAUUUUCUUUUA
Molecule: messenger RNA, 1976 nt
Organism: Momordica charantia (bitter melon)
Lineage: Eukaryota; Viridiplantae; Streptophyta; Magnoliopsida; Cucurbitales; Cucurbitaceae
Product: retrovirus-related Pol polyprotein from transposon RE1
Molecular function (GO): zinc ion binding; nucleic acid binding
Source: RefSeq, a predicted model, not a curated record